AUGGCCCCGCCGCUGCUCACCGCGCUCCUGCUGCUCUGCGCCGGCCUCUGCCCGCCCGCCCGCGCCGGGCUCCACUUCAGGGCCGGGCAGAGCUGCUACCGACCGGCCCCGCGCAGGGCGCCCGGCCUCAGGACCUACCCGCGGCCGCACGAGUACCUGGACGUGUCGGCGCUGCCGCGGAGCUGGGACUGGCGGAACGUGAAUGGGGUGAACUACGCCAGCACCACUCGGAACCAGCACAUCCCCCAGUACUGCGGGUCCUGCUGGGCCCACGGCAGCACUAGCGCCUUGGCAGACCGAAUCAACAUCAAGAGGAAAGGUGCUUGGCCCUCUGCCUACCUGUCUGUGCAGAAUGUCAUCGACUGCGCUGACGCCGGCUCCUGCGAGGGCGGGGACCACUCCCGGGUCUGGAUGUACGCCCAUGACCACGGCAUCCCCGACGAGACCUGCAACAACUACCAAGCCAAGGAUCAAAAGUGUAAGAAGUUCAACCAGUGUGGAACUUGUGUCACUUUUGGAGAAUGCCAUGUGAUCAAGAACUACACUCUCUGGAAAGUUGCUGACUAUGGGUCUGUCAGUGGAAGAGAAAAAAUGAUGGCAGAAAUCUACACUAAUGGACCAAUUAGCUGUGGCAUAAUGGCUACUGAAAAGUUGGAUGCCUACACAGGGGGACUGUACACAGAGUACAACCCCACACCUACAGUGAAUCACAUCGUCUCUGUGGCUGGCUGGGGAGUGGAAAAUGGGACAGAAUAUUGGAUAGUUCGUAACUCCUGGGGCGAGCCCUGGGGUGAAAGAGGGUGGCUGAGGAUUGUGACCAGUGCCUAUAAGGGUGGAAGAGGAGCAGACUACAAUCUGGCUAUUGAAGAGGACUGUACCUAUGGAGAUCCUAUACUGCCUUGAUUCUACAUGGUACAGCUUUGUGUUUGGGUACUACUCGACCACUUUAUGGGUUGCUAGAGAUAAGGGAUUUCAGAGUUCCAUAUGGUUCCAGAAGAAAAAUCAGUGUUUGGAAGCUUCCCAGCACAACCUCCUCUUGUUCAAAGACUAAUAGCCUAAGACCCCUUCACAGUUCAACGCUGUCAGGCAGUUCUGCAAAAUUAGCCCAGAUGCAACACAUAGUACCUUCAAAAAAUACAGAACUGCCUUUAUUUUAUUUACAAAAUCACCCAUGAAGAAGUUGUCUACCUUGAUGCACAGUAUUAAAAUCACACUGACUGAAUCACAGAACAUGUACAUAUAAAUAUCUAUUUUUUAAAAUACAAAUCAUGUAGGUGUACUGGAAAAGUAUACUCAAUAUUUGGGUCUAGAGCUUCUUUUAGAUUCUGUGACAGUACUGACCAAAUAUGCUGCAAUGAUGCAAAAGCCAUGAUAACUUUGGAUAUGGUAAAUUAAAAAUACGAAAUCCUGUUUUUCUUGUCCUCCUGGUGAAACAGUGGUGUUAGAAUCCUUAAAUAAAGAAGUUGCUUUUAUCCACCAAAAUGAUAUAAUGGGAAUUACUUUAACCAAAAGACAGUCUAAACACUUCUUACUUCACUAGUCUUGUCUUUGCUCAAAUUUCUUAAUAUGUGAUUGUGCCCUUUUUCUCCUAAAGAGAAAAUUGCCAUAAACCUCACUAAUAUGACAAAUCAGUGCCAUAUCAGAUUUACUAUCUGGCCUUGCUAACUGAUUUAAUAAACAGACUUUUUCUCUUA
Molecule: messenger RNA, 1694 nt
Organism: Taeniopygia guttata (zebra finch)
Lineage: Eukaryota; Metazoa; Chordata; Aves; Passeriformes; Estrildidae
Gene: CTSZ
Product: cathepsin Z
Biological process (GO): proteolysis
Molecular function (GO): cysteine-type peptidase activity
Source: RefSeq, a predicted model, not a curated record